AUGACAGAGACAAAAGAAAGCGAGCCCUCCGACGCUCAACCCAAAGCUGCUGGACGCUAUAUCCCGCCGGGAUUGAGGAAACAAGCCAAUGGCGAUACAAAUGAAACGGAGGAACAACUCAAACUCAAUCGCCAGCUGAAAGGUCUGAUAAACAGAAUGUCUGAACAAAACAUUGCAACCAUGCUAGAUAGUAUUGAAGAUGUGUAUCGCAACCACCGCCGACAUGAUGUCACCUCAACCCUCACGAACCUCAUCAUUAAUGGCAUAUCAUCUCACUCAACCCUUCUCGACUCGUACGUGGUCCUUCACGCUGCGUUUAUAUCUAGCCUACAUAAAUUGAUCGGCACUGCGUUUGCGGCGUAUUUCGUUCAGAACGUGGUGUCCUCGUACGAACAACACCUCGCUUCGGUAGAGGAAAAGUCAGCCAAUUCAACGGAAGUCCCUGAAGACCUAGGGAAAGAGUGUUCCAACCUCAUCGUGCUUUUGUCAGAGUUGUACAAUUUUCAAGUCAUUUCGUGCAUUCUCAUUUAUGAUAUCAUCCGCGGCCUUUUGGAUAAAGACCUAUCUGAGUUCCGGGUAGAACUUCUGCUGAAACUUCUUCGAAGUUCCGGCCAACAGCUACGACAAGAUGAUCCCAUGGCAUUAAAGGACAUCAUAACUUUAGCACAGUCUCGGGCCACCGGACAAGCCGAUACUAUGAGUUCACGCACGCGUUUCAUGACCGAGACCUUAAAUAACCUGAAGAACAAUAAAAUUAAGAAGACAGCUGCGACACAGCAUCAGGGGGGCGAUGCCGUCGAGCGGAUGAAGAAGUUCCUCUCAGGGUUGGGAAAAAAGAAGCACGUUCUCGCGCACGAGCCGUUACGCGUAUCUUUGGAGGAUCUCCAUUCGGCGGAAAGCAAAGGAAAGUGGUGGCUCAUUGGUGCUGCUUGGGGUGGAGAUCCCCUGGCUGAUCAGCCGCGCGAAGUUCCCCAGCAUGGUGGGGAACCGGACACAGAUGACGGCAUGAAUACAGAUAUUCGUCGAAGUAUUUUUGUGGUGCUCAUGAGCAGCGAUGAUUAUCUAGACGCUUGCGAACGACUUGCGCAACUUGGCCUCACAGAAGUGCAACAACGCGAGAUCAUCAGAGUAAACCUGCAUUGUUGUGGAAACGAAAAAUCAUAUAACCCAUAUUACACACUUGUCUGUCAGCAUCUGUCUCAGCGUUCGCAUUCGUAUAAGAUUACGUUGCAAUUCUGUCUAUGGGACUUUCUUCGGGACUUGGGCGAAAGUACCGUUGGUGGGGUAGAGGUAAUCAAGAGUUUGAAAGAUAACGAUGUAGGAUUUGACGUCAAAUCCAUGUCGCCUUCGCGAAUGAAAAACGUCGCCAAAGCAUACGCAUGGUGGAUAGCCAAAGAUUGCUGUGCGCUGACGAUCUUCAAGCCUGUGGACUUUACGAUGCUCAAGUCACAGACACGCACUUUCUUGAAAGAGUUAUUCAUACAGCUGUUUAUCGCUAGCCAGGUUUCAUCACCGAUGCUUAGCAACGACUCCGGUGACCAUCCUUCCAUGAGGAACCGUGGAUCACUCGAAGAGAUCUUCUUAAAGGCAUCCAGGAUCGAGAACCUGGGUCUUGGAUUGGCAUUCUUCAUGUCUAACACGUUCAAAGGAGAGGAUGGAUUUUUGACUUGGGCUAGCUCAGUGGCAAAAGAGACGUUGCAGACUGGGAUGGAUCAUAUCCCAAGAAUAUAG
Messenger RNA from Suillus subalutaceus, 1731 nucleotides. RefSeq names its product armadillo-type protein. Gene Ontology annotation, cellular component: nucleolus. The transcript has 12 exons. The record is from RefSeq and is a predicted model, not a curated record. Gene Ontology annotation, biological process: ribosomal small subunit biogenesis. Gene Ontology annotation, molecular function: protein binding; RNA binding. Lineage: Eukaryota; Fungi; Basidiomycota; Agaricomycetes; Boletales; Suillaceae. Bases 1 to 1731 code for a protein of 576 amino acids.